Perkinsus marinus ATCC 50983 is the source of this 327-nucleotide messenger RNA. RefSeq lists its product as hypothetical. Bases 1 to 327 code for a protein of 108 amino acids. Lineage: Eukaryota; Perkinsozoa; Perkinsida; Perkinsidae. The transcript has a single exon. The record is from RefSeq and is a predicted model, not a curated record.
AUGUCAAAGACUAUCGGUGCUAGCAGUCAACCGAGUGACGAAGCCUUCAUACGGGAGGUGCUCCGAACUUGGAAUGGGUCAAAACAGCGUCGUCGUCGCGCCAAGCGACCGGAACCAGUGUCCAAGAAACCUCGUAAAGAGAUCCGAUCGGGGCCCCUGAUCGGUAGUGAUACAGGGUCAGACAUCUCUGAUGAUGAUAUGGUCAUCCAGCAAGCUGAUGAUCGUGAUAGACCCGUUCUACGCGCACAAAGACGUGCGAAAUAUGUGGCGUUGCGUAACAUGCAAGAAUAUUUCGCCGCAGAUGCGGAUUCAUCAGAGUCCGAAUGA